Molecule: messenger RNA, 801 nt
Organism: Exophiala aquamarina CBS 119918
Lineage: Eukaryota; Fungi; Ascomycota; Eurotiomycetes; Chaetothyriales; Herpotrichiellaceae
Product: NADP-dependent mannitol dehydrogenase
Exons: 2
Coding region: 1-801 (266 amino acids)
Cellular component (GO): intracellular anatomical structure
Molecular function (GO): oxidoreductase activity, acting on NAD(P)H, oxygen as acceptor
Source: RefSeq, a predicted model, not a curated record
AUGCCGGUCCCAGUCCCUACCUCCACCUCUCUCAAAGACCUCUUCUCCCUCAAAGGGAAGGUCGUCAUCGUUACCGGUGCUUCCGGUCCCACAGGUAUCGGCACGGAAGCCGCACGUGGCUGCGCGGAAUUUGGUGCAGAUGUCGCCAUCACCUACUCGUCGCGGCCCCAAGGCGGCGAGAAAAAUGCAAAGGAGCUCUCGGAGAAGUACGGCGUCAAAUCUAAGGCGUACAAGGCAAACGUCGGCAACUACGAGGAAGUCGAGAAGUUGGUCGCCGACGUCGUUAAGGACUUCGGCAAGGUCGAUGUCUUCAUCGCCAAUGCCGGCCGUACCGCUGACAGCGGUAUCCUCGAUGCCCCCAUCGAGAAGUGGAACGAGGUCAUCCAGACCGAUUUGACUGGUGUGUAUCACUGUGCUAGAGCCGUCGGCCUGCAUUUCAGAGAACGCAAGACCGGCAGUUUCAUCAUCACCGCUUCCAUGUCCGGCCACAUUGCCAACUUCCCCCAAGAACAGACAUCGUACAACGUCGCCAAAGCUGGCUGCAUCCACCUUGCCCGAUCUCUUGCAAACGAAUGGCGCGAUUUUGCACGUGUCAACUCCAUCUCCCCCGGCUACAUCGACACCGGCCUUUCGGACUUUGUGCCCAAGGAUAUCCAAGAGCUCUGGCACAGCAUGAUUCCCCUUGGCCGUGAUGCCAAGGCCACCGAGCUCAAGGGCGCCUACGUCUACCUCGCCUCCGAUGCAAGCUCCUACACCACUGGCUCCGACAUCGUCAUCGAUGGUGGAUACACUGCCAGGUAG